This is a messenger RNA of Dermacentor silvarum, 4172 nucleotides long. RefSeq lists its product as uncharacterized. The record is from RefSeq and is a predicted model, not a curated record. Bases 665 to 1480 code for a protein of 271 amino acids. Gene Ontology annotation, molecular function: microtubule binding. Lineage: Eukaryota; Metazoa; Arthropoda; Arachnida; Ixodida; Ixodidae. The transcript has 4 exons. Gene Ontology annotation, cellular component: spindle; ciliary basal body; centriole. Gene Ontology annotation, biological process: regulation of mitotic spindle assembly.
AGCGUAACUUUCAACAAUACGAUCCACUAACCCUAAAUAUAUAAGAACAUAACAUAAACAUAUAGAAACAUAACAUUUGGACAUAGAGUUUCUCACUAGUGAGGAACCCUAUGCAUUUGGAUCCCGGAUUACGGCAACAGCGGCGGCGGGAUCGGCGGCCGACUCCGCCGCAUCGCCCAACACAUAACGGUGCACGGCGCGGAAAAAAGCAGACGAAAACAAAGAGCAAAAUAGGAAACCGGAGCAAGCGGGCAAUCAAUGCACGCCGCGGCAGCGGCGUCGUGCAAAGCGGUGGGCCGCUCGGUGGUGCCCCGUCGGGUUCGUGCCCAGCGUAGCGUGCAGGGAAAACAACGCCCUUUCCCGAUAAAUUCAUCCGUCUCGCGUCGCGUCUGGUUCACCCCGCCGCACACAACAGACACCAACGCGGUACUUUGCUGGUGAGUGGCGCACCGCCGACUCGUACUACGUGUGUAUGUCGUCGUCGACUAGGGAGCGCGAUCCACAACGAGAGGGCAGCGACGCCAGGUGUGACUUCGCGCCGUAGACAUCAAGGUGGUGGUUCCCAUGUGAAACAGGAAGCGUGAAAAGGCGGCGCCGGUGUUUGUGUUGGAGGUGGUGGUUGCCGCGGUGCUACGAACGCAGCGACGAUUCCGAGACGACAAAUAUGGUGCUUCGAAAGUCCGAGUACCGCAAGAGCUUCAAGUGGUUCUCGCCCGACAAACGCAACGCCCUGUGGCUGGAGAACGCGCUGUACCGCGCCGAGAGGCGCCAGCGCGAGUACGGCCACGAACCGCUGGGCGACGAGGCGGACAGCGGCUACGAUGUGGGAGACUCCGAGUCCGAGGAGUGCGGCUUACCACCGACCAAGCUCCGGCAGCUCCGGUUGAAGCUCAUCGCGGCGGCGGGUGCGACGGCACGGGCCGCCGAAGAUCACGACGACGACGUUGGCGACGGCCGCCACCGAAAAUCCACGACGCCGCAAGCAGCUCCCCGUAGUCGUCGGCCGGCGGAGGAGGAGAUCGACGCACGCUUCCUCGCACCUCCUGACAAGCACACUGCCACCACACAGACCGCGCGGCCAGCCAAGAGAGAUGUCACGGUGCAGACUGUGCGGGCUGACAUCAUGAAGCUGCCCCGAGUCACUCAGGACCACAAACGCCGAACUCGUAGCAGAUACCGCCCAACUCCCAGGAAGGAGCCAGAACAGUGUCGACACUGUUUUGAUCUGUGGGGCGCCCCCUUUGAAAACUUUGGCUGGGCAGAUGAGGUCGACACAAUAGGGGCAAAACAGACGUUCAACGUGGCCGCCUCAACCAACGAGGUGUAUCCCUCGGCCCUGGCUGCUGCGAGAACACGGCAGCGGUCACCGACGCCGCCACCGCCAAUGCAGCGCAAAACCUUCCGGUCGGGCCGUCCACACUCGGCGCCCCCCAAGGACCGGCGCCUGUGGAUCUCGGAGUACAGAGAACAGUACCGAUGAGGUCGCUGUCUCCAGCAGCCACAUCAUAGUCAAGGGAUGACAUGCAGCCGUGCAUGCCACCUGCUAAGCCAAAGAAAGAUGCGCAACGACUGCCAUAGCCCUGUGGGGCCCAUAAGUUAGCAAGCCAAGCUGGUUCUGUGAUGCCCACGCCCUUGCUGGUAGUCGUGUAGAGUGCCUGUUAGGGCAGCUCAGUGACCAACUAUGCAGACAACUCACACACACACACACACGUCAAGCAUGCUUGUCUCCCAGGCUUGCACCUAUAACACAUUCCAGGGAGUAUUAUGAAGCUGUGGUCAUGGUAUUAUGCAACUCUGCCACAAGAGGCCGUCUAACCAACCAGGGCAGCCGUUCAGUUCCCAGGUGCUAGACAAAGCCCAGCUGCCACACGUAAGAGAUAACAGGGUUCUCAUAUACAUGCAGUCAUCACUUAGAGCAGCCUUUAGACCUGGAACUGGAGUCUCUGGAACUGGCCUCAUGCCUGUGAUGAUGUCAGUGGACAGCGACCGAGUUAACUUAAUAGUGUGAGGGUUGCACUCGGCUAACAAAUGUAACUGUUGAAAAUUGUCACCGAGCUGAGCCAACUAUGGUCUACAGUUCAGAUUAUUUAAAGGCUUGCCAUAGGCUGUAUUGUAGUUAAUCAGCCUUCAUAUGAACCAAAUGAAAAUGCACAUGCUAUAAGCAUUGAAGGUUUUGAUGACUCAAAACACAGGUCAUUUUAUGUUGAGUUAUUAGCUUGCAGCACUGACAAUGCAUGACCUCGUUUUAGUAGUUCUGUGGUGGGCGUGCAUAAGAAUAAGACUUAGGUAGGCUGCAACAGUUCCACGUGGGUUCACACAAGAAACCAAAGCUCUGUCCAAUAAUGCACCUUGGUGAUGGGCACAGCACAGCACGAGCAUACAGUAUUUUUAUUGCACUCUACUCUUGGUAGACGUGAGCAAAUGCAGUGUGGCAUGUUUGAUUCCAUUCAUGCUCACAUCAACCAUAGUCGAGAUGAGACUGCGUCAGACGUGUUGCUUCAAGGACACAUCUCAUGCAAUUUUACGACAACAAUGGCACACGUGGAUGCGCCAGAACCACGCCAAACAUUCCAGAAAGCACCAUCUCACGAGUACUAUUCAGGAGCCGACGAGGAGUAUGAUGUCGUUUUCUGCGCUCCCGUUUUGAGGGAGUGGUUGUUGCAAGCUAAGCGCAUCACUGCCAGAAUACCUUGCCUACCACUACUGUAUACUCUAGUAGUUAGUCAAAGGAAAUCUUUUUUUUUUUUAUACCUACAGAGCCACGACAACAUAUGUCCAUCACAUGUGUGUGCAGAUGCACUUAUCACUAACACCAGCCUCCUAGAUAGAUGCCAACCGCAGUGUACAAACAUGUAUGCAGCAAAAGCCCAAGCUUUCUGCCAACUUCGCUACCAGAAUGUAGAGAGGCAGAAACAAGUUAAAACCCCCAAUGGGGUAGGGAGAAACAAAGGCACCUUAGCUACUUUUGCACAUUAGUUGACACAAAUCUUUUUGAUUCUAAGCACCGCAAGUCUAGCAUAUAAACAAGCUGCAGAGCGUGAUGUCACGAAAAUGCAGUAACACUUCCGUUACAGCCUUUGCAGACAAAAAAAAAAAAAAAGAACAGAAAGAGGAAAACUCUACUGGCAUGAAUUUUCGAUGCAGGCAAGUUCAACAGAUGCAGCCUUGUUUCCAAAAGUUCCAUUGCAAUGAUAGUUGUAUGAAGCGGUGAACACCGAAAAAAGAAGGUUGUCAACGUGGUCAUCUAUCUUCUUGCCUGUUUGUUUUCAAAUGUGCAGCUUAUUUAUAUAACAUUCGAUAAAGAUAAGGUACCUUCGAUCAACUUAGCUUAUGUACACUGCAGUAUUUAUAACCAACCCACUAACAGGAGCACUAGUCAAGCUCAGUCCUCUGCGACUCCAAACAUACCGAGUCACUGUUGCUACUAGAAAAAUCGAAGCUGCAAAAUUCAGCGCAUGUUCAAAGAAGGCUUGAAGAUGACAUGCUAGCAGGAAUUAAAUUUCAAAUUCGCUUUUGCACUGAAAGUGUGCCUAAGGAACGAAAAUGACUCGUUCCUUAAGCAGGGUUAGCACGGUGAAAUGCAAAGCGCCAUUUGCAUGGCGUUUUUUUUUGCCAUUUCAGUUUCAUCUCGCUGCGCCGUCAUUGCCCCUUACGCACGUUCAGUACAAAUGAGAGUGGGAGACAGUUAACCACACACAUAGUAAACCUACGUGUGCCCCCAUUAUUUGGGGGCAAUUAUACAAGCUGCAGUUGGCAAGCUGACUGAGGCGGCCACACAGUUUCGGCAAGUGCAAGCUUACUCAGGACUACUUUUUCAUGUCACUUAAACAUAAUGUAAGGAUUCGUUGGCUGUCAACUGCAGUGUACAUAUACUUAACUGGCUGGAAUUCGUGGCUAUGGAGGGCCUCUACGCCAAGCAAAGCUUGGCUUCCCCGGGUGAUAAUAAUUCUGUGCCUUUGCAUUGCGUGCACGACGUUCCACUAUAUAGUUCCACGCACAGAAUGUCGCUACAAGGUUACCGAUUUCGGCGACCCUGAGUCACGAGUCUGUGAAAGUGUCUUGCAGGUUUUGUCCCUUUUCUGCUCUUUCUUUUUUUUUCUCCGUCUUUUGGUAGUCUGGAAUUUUGCAGGAUAAGUAUUUUCUUGGACGAAUAAAGAAACUAUGAUGCAGCU